Phytophthora nicotianae INRA-310 is the source of this 228-nucleotide messenger RNA. RefSeq lists its product as hypothetical. The record is from RefSeq and is a predicted model, not a curated record. NCBI's taxonomy places the organism in Eukaryota, Oomycota, Peronosporomycetes, Peronosporales, Peronosporaceae. Bases 1 to 228 code for a protein of 75 amino acids. The transcript has a single exon.
AUGACCCCGUUCGACCCUGUGGACAAUACAACCAGCUACCCUGGUCUUCGACAAGGCUACUCAGGCCCAACCGCUGAGGUUCUCCGCAGAGGAGACUCUCCGAUUGCGUUGUUCUUCUAUUUCAUACCGGUUGUAUUGUGGCAGCAUAUUGCCGCCAGCUCGAACGAGUAUCGUCGUGAGAUCCUACCACUUCGCAUUGAUGCCGCUUACCAACGCUAUUGGCGGUAG